AUGAAAUUGAACGUAAUAGUGCAAGUAGCUUUGGUAAUCGCAGAGGGUCAGGCGAAUGCCCUCAAAUAUGCUUCCGGUUACCACGCAAAAAUAGGCAUACCUUUGGCCAAUCGGUUUAGAUUAGCUGAAGAAAAGGGUGAAAAUACUUUAAUUCAAAGGAUUGCCGGUGGAAAUGUAGUAGACAUUAGUCAAGUUCCUUAUCAUGUUGCAGUCCUCAUGAAACUUUUCUCUGUCUACUGGUCUUUCUGCGGCGGCACUUUGAUAUCUCCCACUCGCGUGCUCACUGCUGCCCAUUGCUAUGACCAAGACACCUUCCAAAUCGAGUUCAUUCAAACGGUUCAUGAGUCCAACUGGAUCUUCACCGGUGGAGAGCGACGGUUCACCACUGACAUUGAAAUUCAUCCAAAAUGGAAGGACAUGAGUCUUUGGGAUGGGGAAGCUGAUUUGGCUAUUGUUCGCAUUGAUGCUGUCAGUCUUUCAAAUGUUAUUCAGCCAGUAGCGCUGCCAUCAAACGAUUUUUCGAGUGAUAACGUUGGACAAGUUGUGAUAGCUACUGGAUAUGGUCUCCCUUAUGAAGAUGCUGAUCUAGACGGUCCAUAUCACUUAGCCGCUGUGACCAUGCCGAUCAUCGAAUCCAGUGAAUGCUUCAAAAAUAUGGGCUCUUUCAUGCCAACGGACCAAAUCUGCACUAGUAACGUUGGCGGUCGUGGUCUAUGUGUUGGCGACGAUGGUGGUCCUUUAAUUCAAAUCAUCCGCGGUGUUCAUACUUUGAUUGGUGUAGGAGCAUAUUUUUCGUUCCCAUGCGGUUCCGGACCUUCCAGUUUUACCAGAGUGGCGAACCACCUUCCCUGGAUUACUUCUAACUAAAGGCCGUUAGGGUCAUGUGGUCUACAGUGGCACACUUUGUCCGGUAGCCAUAGUCCGGAAAAUAUUCAUCGUAGGAGAUUCGUCUGAAGAAGAGUUUAUAGAAAAUUUUGUUAAUUGAAUGUUUUUGUUACUUCUAUUUUUCAGUAAAUGUUAAGUA
Molecule: messenger RNA, 1024 nt
Organism: Leguminivora glycinivorella
Lineage: Eukaryota; Metazoa; Arthropoda; Insecta; Lepidoptera; Tortricidae
Product: brachyurin-like
Exons: 5
Coding region: 1-867 (288 amino acids)
Biological process (GO): proteolysis
Molecular function (GO): serine-type endopeptidase activity
Source: RefSeq, a predicted model, not a curated record